AUGUGCAUCUUCCAGGGCAAACCAGUGCCUAUGCCGGACAGUCCCUAUAUCAUUGCCGACAAGUCGUAUUUCUGCAUAAAAGACUUUCGCCAGGUUCCCACAUUUGCCGAGCGCCCGUUCGUGGCUGGCUACCCGCACAUGGUUUCAUACCUCGAGAUACCGCUGUUUGCAAUGUCUGGGCACAUAUUGGGCAGCUACUGUGUUGUUGACACUAAAGAACGGGACUUUCUGCAUCCCAAGUCGCUGAGCACUCUUCGCGAAACUACCUCGGCUAUCAGUGCAUACCUCGAUAUGCGACGCGCCGAAGCUUGUAAGUCUCGAUCUGCUGAGAUGAUGCAUGGUCUUCGCCGCUUCGUAGCUUCAGAUGACAUGGUUCCAAGGUCUGUGGCCCCUGUGCGCCCUGGAGCUCACACAAGCCAAUUCGACCUAGAUGUUUUUGGCGCCGCCUCGCGAAGAAAACCUGACAAGAAGCUAUCCGACGGCACGAAUGCAAGCGUCACCAUGCCAGACCAUGUUCAGUCAUUGCCUGUUUGCGAUGCAUCUGUUAUCGUUUCGCCCCAAGAUAAUGUCUCAAAACGGGUCAAAUCUGACUUUGCUACUCAAGUCGACACUCUCUUCAUGAAAGCCGCAGAUAGUAUUGGCGAUGCUAUGGGUCUGGAUGGCCUAGUCUUCUUUGACACCGUUUCAACUGGCACCCGAAACAAAGGUUGUCAGGUACGAGACAUGUCUCCUGACAAUACAUCUUCGCCAACAUGCGAUCUCUUUGCGGUACCUCUGUCCUAUUACCACAGAGAUAACGCCCCCGGACAGCUGAAAUUGCGUCAGUCGCUCAUCCAGCGCUUGACUGCCAAGUACCCUCGAGGGCAUGUCUUCGCAGUCGAUGAACAUGGGGUCUUCCAACACGAUUGCGAUGGCGAACUUGACUCUGGUGCGGAUGACAGAUGGAAUGAUCUCUUCAGUUUAUUGCCAAAGACCCGCUACGUAAUAUUCCUGCCUAUGUUUCACUAUUCAAGAGAAGCUUGUUACGCAACCUGCCUAGCCUGGGUAUCUGACACCGGCAAAACACUUGAUACUGGCGAUGUCAAUUCAUUGACAGCUUUCGGUAACUCACUGAUGGCUGAGGUCUUUCGCUUAGAAGCAUGCGAAAAUACACUUUCCAAGUCGGACUUUGUUUCGACCAUCAGUCACGAGUUACGAAGUCCCUUGCAUGGCAUUUUGGCCAGCAUUGAGCUGAUCCAAGAAAACUGCCAGGGAUCUGGUUUGAUGUCGGAGAUCUCCAUGAUUGAGUCUUGUGCGGUUACUCUUCUCGAUACAUUUGACCAUCUGUUGGAAUAUUCCAAAGUGAAUAGCCGCGCCAGCGUUGGACAAAGAGGCGGAAAUGGAGAUCCUCGUUCCACCACCCACGUUCAUCACGGUGCAGUAGCUGUCGACUUGGCUUCUAUGGUCGAAGAUGUCAUUGGGACUGUUUCUGUAGGUCAUGACCAUUCUUCGCGCCUCUCUUCUGGACUUAAUAAAGAGCGUCAAGAUUUGUUGGCAGGAUCGCCCGCAACGGCACAAACCGAGCCUGUCGUCGUCACCACACGCAUUGAAAAGGCCCGUGAUUGGACCUUUGUCAUUGACAAGGGUGCUUGGAAGCGCAUUUUACUCAAUGUCGUCAGCAACGCAUUGAAGUAUACCAAGUCGGGCUACAUUCACGUAGGUCUAGCAUUCAUGGAGGCUGCCGAUGACAGUCAGUCACAAAUCAGUCUUUCUGUGACCGACACGGGUGUAGGCAUGAGUGAGGAUUUCCUCAAGUACCAUCUCUUUACACCCUUCACUCAGGAGAAUCUACUAAGUCCAGGAACUGGGCUAGGUUUGAGCUUAGUGAAGAGCAUCGUGGAGUCACUACACGGAACUAUAUCAGUCUCUAGUCGUUUGGGCAAGGGAACGAAGAUCAUCAUCAACAUUCCGGCUAGUCAAACGGCGCAGACACCAAAUGCGCCACGUAGCGAGAACGUUUCCUCUCACGAAUGCCUACGCGGAAAGGCAAUCGGUAUGCUCAGUCUCUCUCUACCCGAAGAGCAAGGCAAAGAAUUUGCCCCCUCUAUCGAUUCGCCUCCCGAAGCGCUGGAGCGGGCCGUUCAAAAUAUCUGCCAGGAUCGCUUCGGCAUGAGGUUCACCACUGUUUCCACAGACACACUUCCGGUUCUGGAUGUACUCCUCAUCGAUCACCAUGCCAUCUCUUCGACACUCACGUACGACUUGAAAACAUUGUUCCCUACGUAUACGGGAGGGACUUACCCGGUCAUGGUCGACCUGCGCAAUAUUAAAGGCGCACCUCCCGAAUCUGGCACUAGCAAGGCCAUGCACACGGUACUAGUCACUGCAAACUCGCUCGGACCUGCACUCAUCUCGGCUAUGAAGGAUGUCACUACCAAGGAGAAGGCAGUGCCGUCCAUAGAAGUCAGAAGCAGACCUGACAUGGAGCCAACAGAGCCGUUAGAACAUGCCGACACAAUGCUAGAGCCAGACCCGCAAACCAAAGUACUUCCACACCGCAGCUUAUCGUUGCAGCGUGUGACACGAGCCGACGCCGCCACAAGUCCUGCUCUACAAGCACCAUUACCAACACAACCACCUACCCCGCUUACAAGCAGCCCGACAUGCCGAUUCCACCGUCUGCUCUUGGUAGACGAUAACCCCAUAAAUCUAAAAAUGCUAUGCGCUUUUGCAAAACGCCUCGGCGUACCGUAUUCCAGUGCCACCGACGGCGCAGAAGCGGUGCGUCUCUAUCGAACCGCCACUGAGCAAGGGGACCCAAAAGCAAACUAUGACUGCAUCUUCAUGGACAUCAGCAUGCCAGUUAUGGAUGGCUUCCAAGCCGUAUCAAAGAUUCGUGGAAUCGAACACGGUUUGCUGGAAAAAGGCAUACCAAGACAGUCCGAUGACGCUGCGAAACAUGGUUUAGAUGGCACUCUAGAGGAAGAGAGAGGUACCCGGGCGUACAUCUUCGCAUUAACGGGUCUUGGUAGCGAGAAAGCGCGAAAGCAAGCGAAGAAUAGCGGUUUUGACGAGUUCCUUCUCAAGCCAGUGAGGUUCAAAGACGUCCUACCGUUGUUGGCACGUCUGCCGACUGCAUGA
Messenger RNA from Alternaria incomplexa, 3120 nucleotides. RefSeq lists its product as uncharacterized. The record is from RefSeq and is a predicted model, not a curated record. Gene Ontology annotation, molecular function: phosphorelay sensor kinase activity. The transcript has a single exon. Bases 1 to 3120 code for a protein of 1039 amino acids. NCBI's taxonomy places the organism in Eukaryota, Fungi, Ascomycota, Dothideomycetes, Pleosporales, Pleosporaceae. Gene Ontology annotation, biological process: phosphorelay signal transduction system; phosphorylation.